AUGGCUGCUACUGUACGGCCUCAAUAUUCUUCGCCCGUUGGCACUGUGUACAGAGAUAUAUUCCUUCUUUUGCUAGAUCAAAUGCAACGGCUAGACUCACUCAGGUAUGCUAAGUGGCAGGAAGAGCUGGAAGAGCAAUUUUCAUCAUGGAUACCUGAUUGGUCUAAUCUUGAGGUUGAGCCAACAGCUUAUGGGAAUCUUCCAUCAGCAGCUUCUCUCUCAAGGGCGCAUGCCACAUUUGUUUCUCCCAACUUGCUACAAGUAACUGGUAUAUUUUGCGCAACUGUCUCAUUUGUCUGCGAUCCCGUUGGGCGACAAGCUGCUCAUAUUUCAGGGGCAAUUCAAAGAUGGGCGCCUGAUAAUCUACAAACCGGUUCUGUUUCAGGCGAUAUUAUAUGCGCUAUAUUGGGAUGUGCUUUCCUGAUUGUUCUACGACCUGCGCCUUCGAACAGGUACUGCGUCGUGGGCAUUUCCUCUUUGCAUGGAUUUACCGAUGGAGAGGCUCUUCUGGGACCUUUACUAUCGCCUUGGAAAGUGCGAAUAAAGCUUGACUCCAACGGCUAUGACAAGAUUUACUUCAUCAAUUCCUUAACGGGUGAGAGUACUCACGAAGAUCCACGACUGGAGGCAUUGCCAUCACAUUGGGAAGAGCUUGAAGCUGUGCGAACACAGGAUGAUCCAUUACUCUUUGGGCGGUUCAGAAAUAAACUUACUAGAGAAGUUUGGAACUCCGAUCCACGCCUACUUCCGGAAGCUUUGGAAAAGCGUGGCGUGAAAAUUGAGACUUUUGAGCUUGUCUAA
This is a messenger RNA of Hyaloscypha bicolor E, 801 nucleotides long. RefSeq lists its product as uncharacterized. Gene Ontology annotation, molecular function: protein binding. The transcript is spliced from 2 exons. Lineage: Eukaryota; Fungi; Ascomycota; Leotiomycetes; Helotiales; Hyaloscyphaceae. The record is from RefSeq and is a predicted model, not a curated record. Bases 1 to 801 code for a protein of 266 amino acids.